AUGGCGGAAGCAAAUCUACCCGAAGAGGUUAUAGUGAAUAUCAUUUCCAGGCUGCCGGUGAAAUCCUUGCUCCGAUUCACCUCUGUCUCAAAGCAGUGGCGUUCAAUCAUAUUGCUCGACAAACAAUUCGAAAAUGAGCUUCGGAGGAACAAAACCCUCACUCGCAGCCUGCUGUUGUGCUCAUGGCCGCCUCAGCUGGAAUCGCUCGACUUGGAAAUGACGUCGUUUAGAAAGCUGAAUUUCCCUUUCGAUCGAGCCGGUGGCUCUGUGGCACUACUGGGCUCCUGCAAUGGUCUGGUAUUUGCAUUUGUGUUCAAUCGCAAGGUUUUCUAUGUCUUUAACCCAUUAACUGGAUUCGUGAAGGAGUUACCUAGCACAGAUUAUUAUUUCAGAAAUGUCCGUUUACAUGAUUAUGGUGUUAUUUUAAGUGCUUAUGGUGUUGGCUAUUUACCGGCGACCGACGAGUAUAAAGUUAUUGUAAAAUAUUCUUAUUAUAAUAAUGAGGAGGAUGAGGAUGAGGAUGAGGAUGAUGAGGAGGACGGUUUAAGUUUCGAGAUCAUCUCAUCAAAAGAUCAGAGUUGGAGAAGAAUUAGAGGCCCCGAGGAUGAGCACUUAACUGGCCAGAAGGGGACUCUUGUCAAUGAGGCACUUCAUUGGCUAAAUGGGCCAAAGCCGAGGAAACCAUAUGAAAUAGUUGCUUUUGAUUUCGCCAAGGAAGAGUUUCGGAAAAUGGAGCUGCCUAAUUACGCCCAAGAUGGGAAGGAUUUCAGCUAUCUCGGGGUUUGCGCUGGAGGAUGCUUGUGUGUGUCGCGUUAUCCGUUUCAUGAUUGUGAUUCCAUUGAUUUUUGGGUCAUGACAGAAUAUGGGGUGAGUGAGUCGUGGACUAAGCUCUUUAGCUUGAGGUUUUCAAACCCGGAACGCUUAUGGACAUUGAGGGCAUUCUUGAUCACGGAAAACUAUACAGUUGCCAGGAUAUUUUCUGGAACUUCGUCAACAAUCAUAAGGAUCUCUCAUAAACAAGAAGAAGGAGAAGAAGAGCCUAGUUUUGAUAUAUUUCACAAUGCCCUUUGGUCUGACGUAAUUGAAUAUGAGGAGAGCCUAGUUUCAGUCAGUGGUUACAAUGGGUUUUGA
Fragaria vesca subsp. vesca is the source of this 1131-nucleotide messenger RNA. RefSeq names its product F-box/kelch-repeat protein At3g06240-like. The record is from RefSeq and is a predicted model, not a curated record. The transcript has a single exon. The coding region runs from base 1 to 1131 and encodes 376 amino acids. Gene Ontology annotation, molecular function: protein binding. NCBI's taxonomy places the organism in Eukaryota, Viridiplantae, Streptophyta, Magnoliopsida, Rosales, Rosaceae.